Molecule: messenger RNA, 1640 nt
Organism: Schizophyllum commune H4-8
Lineage: Eukaryota; Fungi; Basidiomycota; Agaricomycetes; Agaricales; Schizophyllaceae
Exons: 8
Coding region: 208-1551 (447 amino acids)
Molecular function (GO): protein binding
Source: RefSeq, a predicted model, not a curated record
GUUAUGAACAGUGACAUAUUUGACAGUCUGCUGGCAUCAUGGCCCAGGAGUAUGCUGCUCCCUUGAUGCCAAAAGCAGGAUAUACAUGUCCAACGACGCAUUUUUCUGUCUCAACUCAGCGGCGCGCCUAGAACGGCGCGUCGAAGUCCUCAAGCUCACGCGGGGUGUCUUGUUCACGACAUCGCUUCUUUGCACGAGCGGCCAUCGAUGGAGGCGCCAUCCGACCCUAUGGCUCCCUCAAGGAGCGACAAGUACUUCUACGCUAAUGGCGACUGCUAUGUCAAGGUCCAUGAAAUCAUUUACCGAAUCCACCUAUACCACUUACGACUGCCUACUAUCUUCUUCGACCCAUUGUUGCAUUUUCAAGAGGACGGGACAACCCUCGCCAUCGGCACCGUAGGAAGUUGCGAGCAGAAUCCGCUUACAUUGGAGGGUAUAUCGAAGCAUGACUUCGAGGCGCUGUUGUGGUUCUUUUACGAGUCGCAGUACAGCUGGAGGUGUGGUGUUGCGCACGAUACGGCCGUAUGGGAGUCCAUCUUAUUGUUGGCAGAGAAGUACGCGAUGCCCAUGGUCGCGCAGGUGGCCUGUCGUGCUCUGGGGCUUGCCGAGGCCCUUGAUGAUGUUCGUAGAGUUGUGCUAGCACAAAAGUUCGGGCUGGGUGGAGACUGGGUCAUCGACAGCCUUCAGAGGGUCGUGACCCGAGAGCAGCCCAUCUCAGACGAGGAAGCUAUGCUCCUUGGGUCGAAAAUGACAGCGACACUUGCUCGAUCCCGAGAAGGUAUUCUCACAGGCCGCGCACCCUGUCCCGGGUCGUUUUGUCAUGUGGUGUCAAACCGCCGCAACAUAUCUCUAGCCCUUAAGAUAGCUCUCGAGGUCGCCCUACAAGCCUGUUUGAACACCAAGGAGCGUCUGCGGCUGAGGAAGACACGUGCUCGCCAGAGCGGCGACAUAUUUCUCAAAGUCGAAAACACAAUUUUUCGCCUCCAUUCGCAUCUCCUCGCCAGAUCCUCUGACGUGUUCUCUGCGAUGCUGUCUCUUCCCUGUGAUGGUACUACACUAAGGGAAGGCACGCAUGAAGGAAAUGCUAUCACCCUACCAGGAGUCCGAGUUGCAGAUUUUAAAGCGCUCCUUGCUUUCUUCUACGAUGGACCAUAUAUCUUUGGCAGGUCCCUGAAGAGCCUGCCUUCGACUAUAUCGGAAUCCGCUUUACAUCUGGCGGAGAGGUUCGACAUGAACGACGUAGGCAAGAUGGCCGUGUACCUACUCUGCGAGCACUCUUGUCUCGGAGACGUACGCAGGAUCUCCCUAUCCAUUAAGUACGACCUCGACAAGACUUCCCUCCUUGCGCAACUCAAGAACGUAUGCCGCCGAUCGGAUGGCCUAUCAGUCGAGGAAGGAUGCGAUGUUGGGCUGGUCAUGAGCUUGCUCAUCGCGCGCGCGAGGGAAGCACUCACCAAGCGCGCAUAUGCCGCUCGUCGUAAGUUGGAGGCCACCGACGAAGAGGCGGAAGAGGUUGUGAAGGAGGUCAUCUUGGCGGCCUACAGUUCUUGAGCGGGGCGUAGUACUAUACAUGGAACAUAUUCCAGCACCGAAGACUAUGUCAAGUCUCGAGUCUGAUAUAUAGCACAAGAUACUGUACA